CCAAUACAGGGCGACGCAGGCCUCCUCAGCUUUCAGUUAUGGUCGUUGUAUUCUCCAUUCUCUAGGAACAAAUCACAUUAACUGCGUCAGUGAUUUUAAAUUUAUAAAAGCGCUAAGAAUCAUAAACUGUUUAACACUCAAAUAAAUUCUAUAUUAGUAUGGAAACAGAAAUAAUCUACUUUAUAAUAUUUAAGUACACUAUAUGACUGUUGGUAUACGUGAUGUCAAUGUUGCCACAUUAGUUCUCUCGUCCGGCAAGUUAAUGAAAAUUUAUUUUCAAAUUACAAGCUAUUUUUUUUUUUUAUUUCUUAAUUAUAAGAGACAAUGAAAAGUAGAAGAUUGUUGAAGAUCCAUCCCGUCUCUACUCAGUUAAAAUAUUAAAACUUGUUAUAUGGAUGGAAGAAGUUUCUAGGGAAUUUUCUAAGUACUUAUGUGGAUUAAAAACUUUGUUUGAGAUUACAUGCGUGGCCAUGUGUGCAGAGUGAUUUUCGUAGUUCCUUUGCGCAACUAAUAUAUGUUUGCCGCUUUGUGUUGGUGAAAGUCACAUAAGUUAAAAUAAUAACAAUUCUAAUUUUCUGUGAAAGUACGUGAAAAUGGGGACUAAAAGGAAGUCAUUAUCAGAGUGUUUUGUGGACUUGAUCAAUCCUGCACCAGCAUCAUUUGAUCCUGAGGAUGAUAUAUAUCCGGAUACAGUGGCAAAAGUUGUUGAAAAUGAAGAUGGCUUUAGUGAUGAAGAAAAGAGUUUAAACGAACUUAGGAAAAGAAAUAUAGAUUUGAUUGAAGAAGGGGAUGAAAGGUACAAUGGGGCAAAGAUAUCACGAAAAGCACUUGAAAUGCAAGGAGGUGAUACUGAUGAUGAAUUGGAAUCAAGUAAGGAGGGUAGCUCACAAGCAGACGAUUCAUACAUUAGUGGAGGAGAAGAAGAUGAGAAUCAGGAAGACUCUCCUGAUGAAAUAAAUAGGAAUAAAGUGUUACAACCAGAGAAUGAUGAAGAUACAAACAGUUUUCAACACAUUUCAUGCAGGAGCAUGGAGACAGAAACAGAGAAGGGCAUUGCUGUUAGAAAUCAGUUAAAUGUAUGGGACUGCUUACUGGAAUGUAGAAUUAUGUUACAGAAGACUUUGACUGCAGCCAAUAAAUUACCACAGCAUAACAUCUUUGAGCAGUUCACUGCACAAGGGGGACCUGAGUUUAAAGCUGAAAUACAACAAACUAUACACACAGUUACAACUUUACUGGAAAGUUUGAUUGCUUUUCGAACAAUAAAGUUCAAGUCAUAUCCUGAAACAGAAACACUUUACAAAAAGGCCAAAUAUGAAGGUCUUUCAAAGAAAGUGGAUAAGAUAUGUAGUGAUACAGACGAAGACAAUGGUGACUCAAGUAAUGACAAGAAUGAAGUACUACAUCAACAGAAAAAACAUACUACAAAACACCGAACAUUGGAACACUAUUCUGAACUUAUCAGUGAUCAUCACAAGAUGUAUCUAGAAUAUCGCAAUGCAAAUAUUCAGAAGUGGAAUGAUAAGACACGUGUUUUGGCAGGAAAACUCAGCAGUCGUAACUUUUCAACUUUUGAACAGUCAACACUUAAACAAAUUGAGCAGAUUCUAAAUAAUCGUCAAAGACUCAUACAGCGUUCCCAGUUGAAGAGGUCAUCUUAUGGUAUCUUGGGACAAGAACUGAUUCCACAGCAGCAGCAAGAAAAUUCUGAAGAACCCAUUGUUUCUACAACUGCAGAUAAUUUGAAGACAGAGCGGGAUCAGUCUAAAGAAUAUAGUACUGAAAUAUAUGAUGAUACAGAUUUUUAUCAUCAACUUUUAAGAGAACUGAUUGAGAGGAAGUCAUCAGAUGUUACUGAUCCAGUACAGCUUGGACGACAAUGGCUAGAACUCCAAAAACUUAGAAGUAAAAUGAAACGAAAAAUAGAUACAAGAGCAACAAAGGGUCGUAAAAUUAGAUAUGCAGUACACUCCAAACUCAUCAAUUUCAUGGCACCUGUAUCUCAAAAUCUUUAUAGUGAAGAAGCAAAAACUGAGUUGUAUAACUCACUGUUUGGAAAUGGCAGGAGAUAUUGAGCAUGUGUAGGCCUGGGCAAUCUUUGGAAGCUAGCAGUUCAGAUUAUUAAAGUGAAAUUGUUUCCACUGAUAAGUUUGUAGUCAAAUGGAAAUGCAAAAUUUUAAUGAUCGUAAGAGGGCUCCAAAAGUCAGGUUACACACUACUUACUAAAAUUUUAAAAAUCAGUUCUGUUCUGUUUUCAGAGUAACACUGCAUUGGUUAAGGAGCUGCCUUGUAAUACUGCAAUUUUCCUCCAUUUGAAUUUUACCAUUCAGCACAGUUACUGGUUUUAAAUUGUGUACAGGGCUGUGGAGUCGGUACUAAAAUCUCCGACUCCUUCAUAAAAGCUCAAUAUGUAUUAAUAAGGGUAAACCUACUAAAAUGGUAAAUGGCACCAUAAGAGAUUUCAUCACCACCACGUGAAU
Zootermopsis nevadensis is the source of this 2480-nucleotide messenger RNA. It is a transcript of the gene Aatf, whose product is annotated as Apoptosis antagonizing transcription factor. Gene Ontology annotation, cellular component: nucleolus; nucleus. Gene Ontology annotation, biological process: regulation of transcription by RNA polymerase II. Lineage: Eukaryota; Metazoa; Arthropoda; Insecta; Blattodea; Termopsidae. The record is from RefSeq and is a predicted model, not a curated record.